AAUUGGCAGCACUGCGUGUGGGGCUGUGCAAAAAACAGGGAGUCGCAUGCAAUUAGUUUUGUUAUUUCUUUUUCAAUUAUUAUCGGGCUUUGUGCUAUUCAUAAUUGUUAUACAUUACAUAUAUUAUAUAAUCAAUGCCAUUGCCGGCGAUACGCGAAAAGAACAAGAGCAAAAACAACAAAAAGAACACCAAAACCAAAACCAAUACCAACAGCAGCAACAAAAACAACAGGAAGUUUGUAGUUCUGCUACCCCAUCACCUUCUCCUUCACCUGCUCCACCAUCGUUACCGUUACCGCUUGCGACCGCCCCUUGCCCAAGAAGAACAAAAAGUGGUUUAACAAUUGUUAAUAGCAAAUUGUCUUUGGCCAAUUGUACAACAUUAUUAUCGGGAGUAGCGGCGACAGCGGCACCAACAGCAACAACAACAACAACAACGAUGCAAACAAAUGAUGAUGCCAAGUUCAUUAAAAAACGCUGGAAAGGCGGUUCCAUUGAGCCGCAUCCCACGGAUAAGGCAUUGAUUGUUAACUAUCAGCUGGAAGCCACCGUCUUUGGAGAGCCCAACAAUCCCAUGAUCGAGGAGAAGAAGCAUUGCCAGAAAAUUAUACGAUUGCGUUCGUUGAAUGCAAAAACCGAUCCAGCUGCAUUGGCCCGUGAAGUGGUAGAUAAAUGCGAUCUCAUACAUAAAUCCCAGUUAAAUGAUGUAGAGCAAAUAAUAUUCUACUUAAAGAAUCGCAAAGAUAAUGCCAGCAAUGAUAUUGCAGACAAUAAUACACAUAGCCGUAGAUCGGCUGCAUUGCACAAUUCUCAUACCCGAUCAUCGGCCCGAUCUCAUAGCAGUGUGGCGGCAAUGUCGUCAAGCACUGGAAGUGGCAUCUCAUCGGCAAAUGGCGGAGGCGGCGGCGGCAAUGGUGGUGGCUCUGGCUCUAAUAAUCUAUCUGCAGCAACAUCCACACCAGAUGUUAGCAUCAAUCAUAUAGAUGAAUAUGUGGAAUUGUUGUAUGAGGAGCUAGGUGAACGUAUUCGUGGCUCAGCCAUGAUACUGCAAAUGGCUCGCAAUCCCGAUAAUCUUGAAGAGCUGGAAAAGAAUGAGGCAUGUCUUAGUGCUUUGUCGCGUGUCCUGCGCGAGGAUUGGCGUAAAAGUUUGGAUCUCUCUACCAACAUUAUCUAUAUAUUCUUUUGUUUCUCCACCUACACAAAAUUUCAUCCUCUGAUUGUGCAAUAUAAGAUCGGAUCGCUUUGUAUGGAUGUGAUUGACUAUGAGCUACGUCGCUAUGAGACAAUGCGAAAUGAAUUAGAUGUACGCAAACAACCAAAUGGCUCCACUCCUCAAUCGGCCAAGGCUAGCAAAGAGAAACUGAAUCGUAGUACUGAUGAUUUCUUAGAUAUAAUGAAUGAGGAAAAGCCCAAAGAGAUGGAGCCGCCACGUCGACGUAUACCAGAGCUUAAACAACGCCCAAAAUCGGGAAACUGGAGCAGUUUUCAUGGUUCGAUGUCAUCGUCAUUGAUUAAAAGUCAAAUACUUAAUAGCAGCUAUCAUGAUGCUCUAUGUGCCGGUGCUAGCGGUGCUGGUGGUGACAUCUCCGCCUCUGCUGUGGCAGCUAUGACGCCCGAAUUUAAAGCACAGAGUAAUGAAUCAUUAGAUCGCAACGAUCCAAAGGUUAAGAAAGAGGAAAUCGAUCGUCUCAAUAAGCAGUUGAAGAUAUUUGCCAAGAAACAAGAACAAUUACUGCGUGUGGCCUUCUAUUUGCUACUCAAUAUGGCCGAGAAUGUGAAACUGGAGGAGAAGAUGAGACGUAAGCAUAUUGUCAAGAUGUUGGUUAAGGCGCUGGAUCGCCAAAAUAUUGAUCUUUUGAUGCUAGUCAGCACGUUCCUCAAGAAGCUAUCGAUUGUGGGCGACAACAAGGAUGAGAUGUGUGCAUUAAAUAUUGUCGCGAAAUUGCCGCGUUUAUUUCAAAGCUCUCACACCGAUCUGGUGCAGGUCACCCUUAAGUUGGUAUUCAAUCUCUCUUUUGAUGGUGGUCUGCGUCGCAAGAUGAUUGCAGCCGGUUAUUUGCCCAUACUGGUGAUGUUUAUCAAUGAUGAGAAGCAUCAUGGUAUUGCUGUCAAGAUUCUCUAUCACAUGAGUCUGGAUGACAAGGUGAAGGCCAUGUUUACUCAAACCGAGUGCGUUCAAAUGGCCACCGAUGCUAUUAUCUUGAAUUUGAAUGUUAAAGUCGAUUUAGAUUUAAUAGCAUUGUGUAUAAAUCUAUCAUUGAAUCGACGCAAUGCCCAGAUAAUGGUUGAGAAUCAACGUCUGCAUAGCCUCAUGGAUCGGGCAUUUAAAUAUCAGGAUGCAUUGCUUAUGAAAUUACUACGUAAUCUCUCACAGCAUGAGUCGCUGCAGUUGCAAUUCAUUGAUUAUGUUGGCGAUUUGGCACGCAUUUUGAGCAUCUGCGAUGAUGAAUCAUUCAUUGUCGAGUGCCUGGGGAUAUUGGGAAAUUUGGCACUAACCGAUUUGGAUUAUUCACAAAUAUUGCAAAAUUUUCAAUUGAUACCCUGGAUACGUGAGAUAUUGGUGCCAUGCGCUCGUCUAGAUGAUUUGGUAUUGGAUACCAUUGUCUAUUUGGGUACUUGUGCUUGCGAUGAACUCUGCGCCCUGCUCUUCUGUCGAGCCAAAGUGGUCAUUUCAUUGAUUGAACUAUUGAAGGCCAAGCAGGAGGAUGAUGAGAUUGUCCUACAGAUAAUCUUUGUGUUCCAGCAGAUAUUGCGGCAUGAAAGCACACGCGAAUAUAUGAUCAAAGAGACGGAAUCUCCGGCCUAUCUUAUCGACUUGAUGCAUGACAAAAACGAGGAGAUACGCAAAGUGUGUGACUAUUGUCUCGAUAUAAUAGCCAUCAGUGAUACCGAAUGGGCGAAACGUAUAAAGCUGGAGAAAUUUCGUAAUCACAAUUCACAAUGGCUGUGCAUGGUUGAAUCACAACAGGAUCAGGAUAAUGAACAUGAUUAUGUUGAUAAUGAGGAUGAUGAGAAUGAUUUGGAUACAUAUUUACGUUCAGAAUAUUUGGAUAAUUGCGAUCUGUAUAAUCAAGAGGGCGACAAUGAUAGCCAGAGUAAUAAUAGCAACAAUCCGGCCAGCCCGGCCAUGUCCACCUACAAUAGCAGACCAGUUAGCACCUAUAGACGCAGCCAGGAUCUCGAUGAGCUGUACAAUAUGACAUCCAGUUCGAAAUCUCAAGGAUCUAGCGAUAAUAAUUUUAUAUUCAAAUCGAAUAAAUCCUUGGAUGCUGAGGCUGGACUUCAUGAGGAGCAGCAGCCACAAUUGCUUAUGGCAUAAUCAAUCACGAAAAUUUAUAUACAUAUAAAAGGCUAAUUUUUUUUUGUUUUUGUUGCAACAGCAGCUUACCCAGCCCUCCCCUUGUGUACAUGUUAGUCAGGAGUUGUUAACCAAAAAAAACACACUCUAAUCAUAUACUCUCUAUAUAUAUAUUUAUAUUAUUGCUCGAUUAUAUAUGAUUUAUACACGCUUCUUGUUAACUUUAGAUAAAGACAAAGACAUUUGUACUCGGAA
Molecule: messenger RNA, 3553 nt
Organism: Drosophila willistoni
Lineage: Eukaryota; Metazoa; Arthropoda; Insecta; Diptera; Drosophilidae
Gene: Kap3
Product: kinesin-associated protein 3
Exons: 9
Coding region: 47-3319 (1090 amino acids)
Biological process (GO): microtubule-based movement; cilium organization
Cellular component (GO): kinesin II complex; ciliary transition zone; axoneme
Molecular function (GO): kinesin binding
Source: RefSeq, a predicted model, not a curated record